CAGGGCUCAGGCAGGCGCUCGCGGCUCCGUGGCGCUUCCUGCCCCGCCGGGCCUGCUUGUUCCACGCCAGCUCCACUUCUGCGAAGGCCCAGAGUCACCGUGGGCCGGGUGAGACCUUCACUACUGGACUGAUCUCUUGGCACUGUUCUAAAAUGAGAUGAGCCAUCCAUGUGUCUUUUUUAGGAUUUGGUGUCAUUUGAUACUGUACCGUGACACGUCAUAGAACAGGAGUGGCUGAAUUUGAGUCUGAACCUGGAGCAGCAGGCGCUGACAUAUUUCAGGGCUGUGACCUCUGUUGGAGUUCCUGUUGUGAAUCCUGUUUUGGUCUCUCAGCUGUCACAAGGACAAGUUCUGUUGGUAUCAGCUCCAUCCCUCAGCACAGAUCACACUAAGCAUCCUGAAAGCACCUCUGUGACUUCCUACCAGAAGAUGGGUGAAGAAGCCCAGCUGCAAGAGAUGGUGUCUACAAGCUCCCCGAGGGCCAAUGACCCCAACGCUGAGGUCAAACAGAAUGGGGACUCUGGGGGAAGGGGAGGGAGCCCACAAAAUCUGCCCAUAGAACACCAUUUUGCAUGUAAAGAGUGUGGGGACACCUUCCGCCUUAAAGUGCUCCUUGUUCAGCACCAAAGGGUUCACAGUGAGGAAAAGGGCUGGGAGUGUGGCGAUUGCAGGAAGGUCUUCAGGGGGGUGUCAGAAUUUAAUGAGCACAGGAAGAGCCAUGCAGCUGUGGCCACUCAGUCUCUGCCUGGUCCCAGUUGGGCUCUGGAAGAUGCCUUGGAAAAGAGGGAGCAAAUGGAGAGGGAGGCGAAGCCCUUUGAGUGUGAGGAGUGCGGGAAAAGGUUUAAGAAGAAUGCAGGCCUUAGUCAGCACCUGAGGGUGCACAGCAGAGAGAAGCCCUUUGAUUGUGAGGAGUGUGGGCAGUCCUUCAAAGCCAACACCCACCUCUUUCGACAUCAGAAGCUUCACACUUCGGAAAAGCCCUUUGCGUGCAAGGCGUGCAGCAGGGAUUUCCUGGACCGCCAAGAACUUCUCAAGCACCAGCGGAUGCACAUGGGCCACCUGCCCUUCGACUGUGAUGACUGCGGCAAGUCCUUCCGUGCUGUCAACGGCCUGGCAGAACACCAGCGCAUCCACAGCGGGGCCAAACCCUUUGGCUGUCCUCAUUGCGGCAAGAUGUUCCGGAGGAGCUCAGAGCUCACCAAGCACCGGAGGAUCCACACUGGUGAGAAGCCCUAUGAGUGUGGCCAGUGUGGCAAGGCCUUCCGCCAGAGCUCUAGCCUGCUGGAGCAUGCACGCAUCCACAGUGGUGAGCGGCCUUAUGCGUGUGGUGAGUGCAGCAAGGCUUUCCGGGGGCCUUCUGACCUCAUCAAGCAUCGGCGCAUCCACAGUGGACUGAAGCCCUAUGAGUGCGAAAAGUGUGGCAAGGCCUUCCGGAGGAGCUCAGGUCUGAGCCGCCACCGUAGGAUCCACAGUGGGGCCAGGCGCUGUGAGUGCAGUGAGUGUGGCCGCGUGUUCAAGAGGCGCACAGCGCUGCUAAAACACCAGCCCUCCCAUCAGGAGUAAACACUGCCCUGGGACCCAGAGCAGGGGUCCGCAGAGUCCAUGACCCAGUCAAAGGAGAUAAACAGUUUUGCAGUGCUUAUCUAUUUUAUUGUGUGAGAGGUUGAAAUGAUUGUACUGCCACCAGCAAUUUAUAAACGUCAAUGUUUCCCAUUACACCUAUUGAGGGUAACUUUUACCAUUUGAACAUAGCUUGGCUACUUUUCCUGGCAGAAAGUACUGUCAAGGUAUUUCAAUCCUCAUAUCCAAAAUGAGAAGAGAAAUCUGCAUAUGGGGUCUAGUAGGGAGCUGGGAGGUCCUUUCCAAGCUCCACCUCUAAGGGAAAUAUAGCCCUGUUCAAUGGCAUCAAUAUGAUGAUACCUUUCUUUAAGGAAAAAUUGCCCUAAGG
Messenger RNA from Psammomys obesus (fat sand rat), 1948 nucleotides. RefSeq names its product zinc finger protein 275 (gene Znf275). The transcript has 5 exons. Gene Ontology annotation, biological process: regulation of immune system process; regulation of cytokine production; negative regulation of transcription by RNA polymerase II. Lineage: Eukaryota; Metazoa; Chordata; Mammalia; Rodentia; Muridae. The record is from RefSeq and is a predicted model, not a curated record. Bases 430 to 1563 code for a protein of 377 amino acids.